UCGGGAUCUUAAGAUGUCCCCAGAUUCACGUAACUGUUUGAUUGAUCUUAUUAAUUUUCUUGGCGACUGAAUUUAUUGUUCACUGCAAAGGAUUCAUGGGGAAGAUGAACGAGACUUCUGCUUCUGCCAUGGAGAUUGACGAUGAAAAAUUGCAAGUUUCUGAUCAGAUCAAUCCUAAGUUCUCUAUAAAUGUGCUGCAGCUAUUAAAAUUUGCUCAGAUGCAGCACGGAUUGCGACAUGGGGAUUAUACUCGUUAUCGGAGGUACUGCACUGCACGACUAAGGAGGUUAUACAAAUCGUUGAAGUUCACUCAUGGCCGUACUAAAUACAUUAGGAGGGCGAUAACUGAAUCUACGGUGACGGAAGUGAGGUUUCUUCAUCUAGUACUUUAUACGACAGAAAGAGCUUGGAGCCAUGCCAUGGAGAAAAGACAAUUGCCAGAUGGUCCAAAUGCACGCCAACGGAUCUACUUGAUUGGUAGGUUGAGGAAGGCUGUAAAAUGGGCAAUACUUUUUGCCCAAUUGUGUGCCAUCAAGGGAGAUUCUAGAACCUCCCUAGAAGCAGAGGCAUAUGCCAAUUAUAUGAAGGGGACUUUGCUGUUUGAACAAGAUCAGAAUUGGGACACUGCGUUGAAUCAUUUCAGGAACGCCAGGGCUGUUUAUGAGGAACUUGGGAAAUAUGGUGACUUAGACAAUCAAGUUUUGUGCCGUGAGCGUGUUGAAGAGUUAGAACCAAGUAUUCGGUACUGUCUACACAAAGUUGGUGAAUCAAAGAUACAGACUUCUGAGCUUUUAGACAUUAGCAAAAUUGAAGGACCUGGAUUGGAUCUUUUCAGAGCUAAAUUGGAGGCCGUUAUGGCUGAGGCAAGGUCUCAACAGGCGGCAGCCAUGACAGAGUUUUGUUGGCUUGGUCAUAGAUUUCCAAUCUCCAAUGCUAAGACUUGGGUCUCCAUAGUGAAAGCUCAGGAGCUGGAGAAGGAUCGUGGUUCAGCAGCUGACUCAUUGCCUGCAGAGAAAAAGCUUGGCAUUUUUGACAAGAUCUUUGCUGCAUAUCAUGAGGCAAGGAGCUGCAUCCGGAAGGAUUUGGACUCUGCAGGGAAUGCAGAAACUAUGAAGGACAACCUGAAUGGACUUGAUAAGGCUGUUAGUUCCAUCGUAGUGCAGCGCACAAUAGAGAGAAACCAGUUACUCGUUAGUAUUGCCAAAAGUAAGUUUAAGAAACACCGUGAUGACAAAGCUGAGAAAAGCACGAAGCCGGAGGAGCUUGUUCGUUUGUAUGAUCUUUUAAUACAGAAUACAACUGAUCUAUCUGAUUUAGUUAGUUCUGGAAGAGAUAGAAAACCUGAAGAAGUGGCUUUUCCUGAAGAGUAUGAACUUAAGGGCUUGGCUUUUCGGGCGGAAAGGUGCUUCUACUUGGCUAAAUCUUACAGUUUGGCCGGAAAGAGGGCAGAAGCAUAUGCAUUGUACUGCCAUGCUCGCACUCUAGCUGAUAAUGUCCUUCAGAAACUUCAGUCCGUUGCUGACCCUGACAUGGUGCUGAUCCAGGAGAUGAAGUUGUUAGAGAGCAACUGCAGGUCAAACAGUUGCAUUGAACAUGCUGCAGCCAUUAUGGAAGAGAAGAUGGCUCCAGAAAAGCUCUCUAAAGGAAUCUCUACCAUAUCAUUGAAUGGAGCAGAAAAGAAGGUGGAAAAAUUCCUUCUCGAUAAACUUGAUCUUUAUGAGUCUGCUGUUGGCAACCCUAGCAUGAAAGAAGUUCCGCGGAUUGAAGCCUUCCCUCCACCCUUUCAGCCAGCUCCUCGCAAUCCCAUUGUUUUGGACAUAGCAUUUAAUUUGAUCGAGUUUCCAUCCCUUGAGAACAGGAUGAAGAAAGACAAGAAAGGAUUUAUCAGUAGACUUUGGCGGUGACAACCUUAUACUUGGUUAUGUAUUGAUGGGUAUCUAUUCCGAGUCAUAAAAUCUUAGAAGUCUCUUUUGACUGUCCUUAAUCAAAAGAGUGAGUUUUAGCAAUCAUAAAUUUUCAGAAAUUGUGAAUGUGGUGCUU
Molecule: messenger RNA, 2040 nt
Organism: Telopea speciosissima
Lineage: Eukaryota; Viridiplantae; Streptophyta; Magnoliopsida; Proteales; Proteaceae
Product: signal recognition particle subunit SRP68-like
Exons: 13
Coding region: 96-1904 (602 amino acids)
Biological process (GO): SRP-dependent cotranslational protein targeting to membrane
Cellular component (GO): signal recognition particle, endoplasmic reticulum targeting
Molecular function (GO): signal recognition particle binding; 7S RNA binding; endoplasmic reticulum signal sequence receptor activity
Source: RefSeq, a predicted model, not a curated record